Messenger RNA from Arabidopsis thaliana (thale cress), 1624 nucleotides. RefSeq names its product Protein phosphatase 2C family protein. The coding region runs from base 221 to 1048 and encodes 275 amino acids. The transcript is spliced from 10 exons. The record is from RefSeq and is marked reviewed. Lineage: Eukaryota; Viridiplantae; Streptophyta; Magnoliopsida; Brassicales; Brassicaceae. Gene Ontology annotation, molecular function: cation binding; protein serine/threonine phosphatase activity.
AGGCAAAACAAAACAGACUUUUUCUCUUCUUCUUCUUUUUGGGGCUACGACAAUCUGAAUUUGAUCCCAAAUCAAAACUUUCUUCUUCUUCGUCUUCCUCUAAUCAAAACUGUCUCCUACCAAAGGUCUUUCCUUUCUCCAGCCAGAUAUGUGAGGAAACCAAGCUUCUCGUACAACUUCAUCACCUACUUCCUUUUGACGUUUUCAAAUCUUGAGAGAGAUGGGUAUAUAUCUAAGUACUCCAAAAACAGACAAGUUCUCAGAAGAUGGCGAAAAUCAUAAACUCAGAUAUGGUUUAUCCUCUAUGCAAGGUUGGCGUGCGUCCAUGGAAGAUGCUCAUGCUGCAAUACUUGAUCUCGAUGAUAACACUUCCUUCUUGGGUGUCUAUGAUGGUCAUGGAGGUAAAGUUGUUUCUAAGUUCUGUGCCAAGUAUCUACACCAGCAGGUUCUUAGUGAUGAGGCGUAUGCAGCUGGAGACGUAGGGACUUCUCUUCAAAAAGCAUUUUUCAGAAUGGAUGAGAUGAUGCAAGGACAAAGAGGGUGGCGAGAGUUAGCAGUACUUGGUGACAAAAUCAAUAAGUUCAGUGGGAUGAUUGAAGGGCUUAUAUGGUCACCAAGAAGUGGGGACAGUGCUAAUAAACCUGAUGCUUGGGCGUUUGAGGAAGGUCCUCAUUCUGAUUUUGCUGGACCUAAUUCUGGGAGCACGGCAUGCGUAGCUGUUGUUAGAGACAAGCAGCUAUUUGUUGCAAAUGCAGGUGACUCACGUUGUGUGAUAUCCAGAAAGAAUCAGGCUUAUAAUCUUUCUAGAGAUCACAAACCAGAUCUUGAAGCUGAGAAAGAAAGGAUAUUGAAAGCUGGUGGCUUUAUACAUGCAGGGCGAGUCAAUGGAAGCUUAAAUCUAUCACGAGCUAUCGGUGACAUGGAAUUCAAGCAGAAUAAGUUUUUGCCAUCUGAAAAGCAAAUAGUUACCGCUAGUCCAGAUGUUAACACUGUUGAACUCUGUGAUGAUGAUGAUUUCCUUGUUCUUGCCUGCGAUGGAAUUUGGUAAACUUCAGCUUGAAAAAGUUUUGAAGUUCAUUUCUUGGUAGUUAUAUUGAUACACCUGUCUUGGUUCAUCUCUUAUCUGCAGGGAUUGCAUGACAAGCCAACAACUCGUUGAUUUCAUACAUGAACAAUUGAAUUCAGAGACCAAACUCUCGGUGGUAUGUGAAAAAGUUCUCGAUAGAUGUCUGGCUCCAAACACUUCAGGUGGUGAAGGCUGUGAUAACAUGACCAUGAUAUUGGUUCGAUUCAAGAACCCUACUCCAUCAGAGACCGAACUAAAACCAGAAGCAAGCCAGGCAGAAGGAAACCACGAUGAGCCGAGCUCAUCAAACUAGGCCCAUCCUCAGAGUCACGGAAGAUCCCUCUAGAUCUAGUAUUUUGGUUCAGAUUGUAAAUCAUUUUGAAAGACAGUUAUAUAUCUCAACCUGACGUUGAUUUCAGUAUAUCACCAUUUCCUCCGUGUGCAGACUUUUGUCUCAUGAGCUCCCAUAAUGUAGAAAGGAAUAAUUGGUGUAAAAAUGUUGUUGGCCUUAAAAGAACAUAUCAUCAUGUAAAUAAACAAAACAAUAAGACAUUUACA